Olea europaea var. sylvestris is the source of this 818-nucleotide messenger RNA. RefSeq lists its product as uncharacterized. NCBI's taxonomy places the organism in Eukaryota, Viridiplantae, Streptophyta, Magnoliopsida, Lamiales, Oleaceae. The transcript is spliced from 4 exons. The record is from RefSeq and is a predicted model, not a curated record. The coding region runs from base 20 to 514 and encodes 164 amino acids.
UGUUUAACACGUCUCAUAAAUGGUGGCUUGCUUGAAAAUUCCAAUCUUUGCCCAUUUAAUUUUUCAAGCUUUGAUAUCGUACAGUCUCUUGAUUACCAUCUUAAAAAUAAACCUUGUUAACGGAAUAGUCCGAGAAAUUGAUUUGUUUUUGUCCAAGGCGGUAUUUGGUUUUGAGCAAGUGAAGAGUCCAGAAUUUGAAUUUGAAUUUGAUUUUAUAUGGUUGAAGUUGGGUUCAUCCUUUUAUCUUCACCUCAUAGAGAGGGAUCCCAAUUCAAAACUUCCCGAAGGACCAUGGAGUGCCACAUCAGCAUUGGCAGACCCCAAGAAUCUCCCCAGAGGUCACCAUAUCUGCUUCUCUGUGUACAAUUUCGACUCCUUUAUUCAGAGCCUUAAGCAGGAAAAAGGAAUUGAGGUAUAUGAGAGGGCACACCCAGAUGGAAAGACCAAGCAAGCAUUUUUCUUUGAUCCAGAUGGGAAUGGACUGGAGGUCUGUAGCCAGAGCUCCGUUCAAUAAAUUUGGUGCCCGUCUAAAUGCUGGAUAUACAUGCUUGUCUGUGUGGUGUAAUGCAACCAUUAAAGCCCAUUGGUUGUUACGUAGUACAUCUUGAAUGGCAAACUACUUUAUUUAGGGGUAUAUGAAUACCUAUUUUGGUGUCUUUUGGUCAUCAAAUUUGCUGUACCAUAGUUUAUCUUCAGGAAAGAAAUAUGUUGUAAUAAAUGGCCAUGGUUAAUCUAUAGUUAUUGUAGUAUGAAAUUUAUUGAGACGCAUUGGUAAGGUGGAGUAUUAAAUAAGAAGGAAGUGUUAAAAAUUUCAUUCA